AUGGCCAAGGAUAAUUCUGGUGGGUCAAGCUCCGGAUCCUUGUUGUACCCUAUGAUGCAGUGUUCGCUUGUAUACUACGAGCAUUUGCCUUUCGUAUUCGAAGCAUCUCGCAUCAUCUUGAAGUGGUUACUUUUUGAAACAUUAGGUCGAGCCAAGGACCUGGACACUGCAGCAGUUAUGACUUCACAGACAAGAGACACCAAGAUCACCUACACAAGCAACUACGAGACUACCACCGCUGUGAUCUCGAUACGAAUAGCGACAAACACCAAGUCAAUCAACCCGGACACGUACCAGAACGCAAAGGCUGUGGUGACGAAGACGACACAGGCAGGACACAUUAAGCCCACCGACACGGACCACGAGACGCUGUGA
This is a messenger RNA of Phytophthora nicotianae INRA-310, 375 nucleotides long. RefSeq lists its product as hypothetical. The record is from RefSeq and is a predicted model, not a curated record. The transcript has 2 exons. Bases 1 to 375 code for a protein of 124 amino acids. Lineage: Eukaryota; Oomycota; Peronosporomycetes; Peronosporales; Peronosporaceae.